AUGGCGACUCUACAGAAAUUCAAGCUAUUAGCAACCCAGUGCGCAGUGGCUGGAAGCCCAACAAAGAGCCCAACCGCCAGCCCAGUAAUCCAUCUCCGCCGGAGAAAAACUCUCCGAAUGCUUCUUGGCCGCAACGGAGGUGGAGAAGGGAGAAGGCUGCCGCCUCGACCUGGGGAUGACUCAUCUGAUGGGAGGAGAAGUGACGAUAGCGAUGAAACGCCAGAGAAGGGGAAGGAUACGGUGGUCAGCCACAAGCUCAGAGACCUGUUUGUAUCCUCACCGCCGCCGUUCCAAGAGCGGAUAUCUGGGAAUGUGCGAGAAGGGAUGUCUUCGUCGUCGAGUGUGGAUGCGAGGAGAGGUGGCACUCGGCCGUUAUCGGCGACGUUCCGGCAACGGCUGCUGAGGAGAGCUUGGAGGCCUGUGCUUGGUGCCAUACCUGAGUCACAUUAUGAAAAUUAA
Messenger RNA from Fraxinus pennsylvanica, 459 nucleotides. The record is from the annotation of a GenBank genome assembly. NCBI's taxonomy places the organism in Eukaryota, Viridiplantae, Streptophyta, Magnoliopsida, Lamiales, Oleaceae.